Messenger RNA from Oldenlandia corymbosa var. corymbosa, 1167 nucleotides. Lineage: Eukaryota; Viridiplantae; Streptophyta; Magnoliopsida; Gentianales; Rubiaceae. The record is from the annotation of a GenBank genome assembly.
AUGGAAUCUGCUUCGUUUCGGGUGGCGCAGCAGCAAACACUCAUCCCCAAGAAAUGCUACAAUGGCAAUUACACGAGACUUUGGAAUCAGCAGGCUUACUGUUACCAAAUACCCAGAACCCAUCUUUAUUCUUACUCCCCAUUUUCUCUCCCGUCACUGAAUUUCAGUUUUCGCACCAAAAAUUCUCAGUUUUGUGGUUCCAGUAUCAGGGCCUCAUCCGCUCAGAGCGGCGGAAUUGUUGAUGGCGGCCAACCUGAACAACCUCCUGCUGCUGUACUUCUUGAAGUUGAAGGGGUACUCAUGGAUAUAUACCGUUCUGGAAAUCUGAAAGCCUUCAACUUAGCAUUUCGAAAGCUUGGCUUGGACUGUGCCAAUUGGACUGAACCAGUUUAUUCAGACCUUAUCAGGAGGAGUGCUGGUGAUGAGGAAAAGAUGCUGGCAAUAUACUUUAAUAGGAUUGGUUGGCCUACUUCAGUUCCCACGAAUGAGAAAGGAGCAUUUGUAAAAAAUGUCAUGCGACAUAAGAAAGAUGCAUUGAAUGAACUUGUUAUGUCAAAGACCUUGUCAUUGAGACCAGGGGUUGAGGACUUCAUCGAUGAUGCAUGUAAAGAAGGGGUCCCUGUGGUUAUAUUGUCUGCUUAUUGUAAAAUGGGGGAACAAGUAGCAAGGUCUGUUAUCGAAAAACUUGGAGAUGAUCGCAUGUCAAAGAUAAAAGUCAUUGGUAAAACUGAGGUGGAGAAAAGCAUGUAUGGACAACUUGUUCUCGGGAAAGGAGUAUCCUCUAGUCUGGAUGAGCAGUUAGCCAAGGAAGUGGCUAAAGCAGCUUCUGCUGAGAAACAAAGAAUUGCAGAAGAGGUUGCUUCUAUGCUAAAGUUGAGAGUGGAUAUUGAUACUAGCUCAAGUGAAAGCUUGCAAUAUGUUGUGGCAACUCUACGUGCGGGUGCUGAAUUUGCAGAGGUUCCUCUCUACAAAUGUGUGCUAGUUGCAGGAGGCCAAUUAGGAGUUUCAGGUGCUGAGCGUAUAAGCAUGCCUUGUGUUGUCCUCCGAAGCAGCUUUACAGCUAGAGCUGAGUUCCCGUCGGCAAAUUCUGUGUUGGAUGGAUUUGGCGGGACAGAUUUAACAAUUUCUCGGCUGCAGAAGCUGGUCCAGAAUUCACAGAGAACCUGA